Zasmidium cellare ATCC 36951 is the source of this 1635-nucleotide messenger RNA. RefSeq lists its product as uncharacterized. Bases 1 to 1635 code for a protein of 544 amino acids. NCBI's taxonomy places the organism in Eukaryota, Fungi, Ascomycota, Dothideomycetes, Mycosphaerellales, Mycosphaerellaceae. Gene Ontology annotation, molecular function: zinc ion binding; DNA-binding transcription factor activity, RNA polymerase II-specific. Gene Ontology annotation, biological process: regulation of DNA-templated transcription. The record is from RefSeq and is a predicted model, not a curated record. The transcript has a single exon.
AUGCCGAUAAAAUCCACCGGCUGCGCGCAAUGCCGCAAACGCAAAAUCCGCUGCGACGAGACCCGUCCGGGCUGCCAGCGCUGCAAGACGCACGGCGUGGCGUGUCCCGGGUAUCGACUGCCUGCGCCGGGACAGCUGGCGUUUCAGGACCAGACGGAGUGGACGGUGAGGAAUGCGCUGAGGGUGUAUAGGAAGAAGCAGCCGGUCGUGGUGACGGUGUCGGCGGCGGAUGGCAGCAGCAGCAGCGAUGGGGCGAGUUCGCCGGGGAGUGAGAGUGGCAGUUUGGGGCUGGUGUCGACGAAGUCGAACUCGUCUUCCCCGGAUGUGUUCCAUAAGGUGCGCAAUGAGACGAUGAUGGAUUUCGCGAAUGCGAUGUAUCUCUACGCUUCGCCGCAGUACUUGCCCAGUCCGGUCAUGGAGAAGCAAUUGAUUUACAACACUUUCAUCGAUGUGUAUGUCCCGAAACGAGUCGGCGAGCAUGAUGCGCAUUUCUCGUUUCUGCAGCAUCUCAUCACGACGUCGGAUCUCAGGCCGGAGGUCAUGCACUCGCUCGAUGCGAUGAGUAUGGUGCAGGUCGGGAGUUUGUACAAGGACAAAGACCUGCUUCGGCAAGCCGUUACGCAUUAUCAUAAGGCGCUGAGUGGGCUGCUCAAGACGUUGUCGGGGAUGUCUGCGGAGGCGGUGAAUGAUGAUUGUGUAUUGGCGACGGUGAAUCUUCUGGCUAAUUGCGAGUUCUUCGAUGAGAUUGCGCAAGUAGGUGAUGGCUGGACGAAGCAUAUCCAGGGCAGUCAACAACUUUUGGCGGCGAGAGGCCCGAAGAGUAUGACGUCGAGGAUGUCGUUGCUCAUCUUUUCUAACAUGCGGCACGGAGCUCUCAGUCAUAGCCUGCUCAUGCGGAAGGCAUGUUUUCUGGGCACGCCCGAAUGGAGAUCUGUCGCAUGGCGGGCGCCGUACAUUGACGCAUCGACAUUCCUUUACGACAUCGCCUUGCAAGUUCCUGCGCUCUUGGAACGAUACGACGAAUUGGAUCACAAAGCGGGUGAUGCUCUGGAGCAGGUGGACGACAUCUUGAGAGAAGCGAAAAUGCUGGAGACGGAGAUGCGAGAUUGGUUCCGCAAUUAUCAAGUUCGUUCAAAGUGGGCGGACCAGAAACUGUACGAAUUGUCCGACAUCCAGAACUUCCCAACCUUUGCUGGAUUGAUCAAAGACCGGACACUGAAAGAAGCCUUCACCUUCCCCAACUUUAUGGUCUCGUACCUGCUGUCGGUGUACUGGGACGCGAUGCAUUUCCUGCGCACCAUGAUACAGAGUCUGCACAAAGCCCGACACAAGGUGCAGCAAGACUGGUAUCCGAACUCUGACGAAGCUGUGGCCGAAGAGGAGCUGAUGGAGUAUGUCAUGAAUCUCUGCCGGUGUUUCCCCUUCUUCGUGGAACCGGUCUCCUCGAGCACUGGACAGAUCGGACUGUUUCUGCCGCUGCGCACGGCGGCGGUUUACUUCACGCAGCAAGGCCACUGGUCGAUGCUGCGAUGGUGUGGUGCCGUGCGCGAUCACGCAUUUACAAGAGGCAUGAGGCCACCGAAUGUGCGUGCUAGAGACCCUACGAUGAUUCCAAAGGAGUUGCCAGUCAAGUGA